Messenger RNA from Acanthosepion pharaonis, 573 nucleotides. NCBI's taxonomy places the organism in Eukaryota, Metazoa, Mollusca, Cephalopoda, Sepiida, Sepiidae. The record is from the annotation of a GenBank genome assembly.
AUGUCUGCCAUUUGGGAUCGAACUUAUAACAUAUCUCUUUCUGUCUGCAGGUUGGUCUAUGGCGCUGCAAUUCUUGACUUGGUGUUUUGUCCAUUUACCUUAUUACUUCGGCACAUUCCAGAAUCAACAAAGGUAAGUAAUCAUUCCCAAAUUCCGGUUUCUUUGAUAUUCAUGUCCCGGGAUCAUUGUUUUGGAAGAAUCUGUAGAGCCAUUAUCUACCCAACUCAUAUCUAUCUAUCUAUCUAUCUAUCAGGUAGCAUUAUCUAUUUAUCAGGUGGUAUCUAUUUCUAUUAUCUAUCUGUAUCUUUCUUUCUAUCUGGUCUCUUUAUUAUCUGUCUAUUUAUCUAUCAUGGUCCUUUUCUUAUCUAUCUAUCUAUCUAUCUAUCUAAGUCUUCUCUUCAUAUCUAUCUAUCUAUCUAUCUAUCUAUCUAUCUAUCCCAAUCUGCCCAUCUAUUUUCUCAGUCUGUUGAUAUCUAUCUAUCUAUCUAUCUAUCUAUCUAUCUAUCUAUCUAUCUAUCUAUCAUGGUUUCUUUAUUAUCUAUCUAUCUAUCUGGAAAAAUGGAUACAAAUUGA